AUGAGUGAGCAGACAAUUGAUGAAGCAGAGAGCUUGCUCACUCAUGAAGUUGCAUCGCUUGAUCCUCUUAAGCUUUUCAACAAAAUCAUUGCUCUUGAUGAUGUUAAUGAAGACAAUGGUUACAAGCUUUUGAAUCAAAAUGAGCAUGAGAUUAACACUGAAAGGAAGGACUCUAUUUCUGCAUGUAGUACCAGUUCACUCAUUGAUGACAAUUCAGAAAUAUGCUCAAAACCUCAAAGUAAUGGAACAACCAAAACUGAAAGUUUCACAAUUAUGCAAGUCACUAGCUCCAGUUCAACAAAAGCAGGAUCAGAAUCAACAAAAAAGGAGUUUCUUGGCUUUUUCUUGAUGAUGCAUCUCUCCAAGCAAAAGGUGGAGAAAUCCGAGAAGAAGUUCAUUGAGAGACAACAACAACAACAACAACAACAACAACAACAACAACGAGAAAAAAAGAGGAGAAAAUUAUUGAUUGAAGACGAUGAUGUUGAAGACAAUGAUCACAAGUCUAUGAACCAAAAUGAGCAGAGGAUUGAAACUCAAAUUCAAGAGGACUCUAUUUGUCCAUGUAGUAGUUCAGUCACUGAGAACAAUUCAGAGAAAUGCUCAAAACCUCAGAAAUCACAAUCAUGUGAAGUCACUAGCUCUAAUACAACAAAGCAGGAUCAAAAUCAACAAAAGGUAUGCUUGGCCUCUCUUGAUGAUGCAUCCCUCCAAGCAAAGCUAGAGAACUCUAAGAGGAAGCUCAUUGAGAGACAACAACAAGAAGAAAAGAAGAGGAGAAAAAUACAAAUUAUUAAACCACUGGCCGAUCUUCCAAAACAAGAACAACAACAAAUUAGAAAACAAAGUCCAUUCAAACCAAAGAAAAAGCUUGGAGUGAUAAUCAGAUGCUAG
This is a messenger RNA of Dioscorea cayenensis subsp. rotundata (Guinea yam), 894 nucleotides long. RefSeq lists its product as uncharacterized. Bases 1 to 894 code for a protein of 297 amino acids. Lineage: Eukaryota; Viridiplantae; Streptophyta; Magnoliopsida; Dioscoreales; Dioscoreaceae. The record is from RefSeq and is a predicted model, not a curated record. The transcript is spliced from 8 exons.